Solanum verrucosum is the source of this 1636-nucleotide messenger RNA. RefSeq names its product F-box/FBD/LRR-repeat protein At1g13570-like. The transcript has 5 exons. Gene Ontology annotation, molecular function: protein binding. Bases 168 to 1427 code for a protein of 419 amino acids. Lineage: Eukaryota; Viridiplantae; Streptophyta; Magnoliopsida; Solanales; Solanaceae. The record is from RefSeq and is a predicted model, not a curated record.
UAUGUUAGUACGAAAAUACAUUAAAUAGUAAAAGCAUUUCACUCCGGUUCGCUCUCCGCCGUCGCCGCCGGCAGUCUUCGCUGAGAUCAAGACGCCUCUUUGCACAAAUUCUACAUUAUUGCUAGUAAGGUGGGGAAAAAAAUCAAAUCAGAAAAAGAAAAUCAAACAUGAAUCAAGAUAGAGUAAGCCUUGCGGUUGAGGGGGACAUAGAAGAUAGAAUUAGUGUCCUACCAAGAAAUGUUAUUGAUUGUAUUCUUGAGCUCUUGUCUGUUAAAGAAGCUGCAAAAACCUGUACAUUGUCCAAAAGCUGGAGAUACGUUUGGAGCGAGCUUCCAAAAAUGGUGCUGGAUUACGAGUUUUGUGAUGAGUUAAUAGACGAGUCUGAAUCCAAAUUCAGAGAAGUAGUAGAUGGGAUUAUGUUACUGCAUAUGGGCAAGAUUGUGAAGUUUGAUAUUGACGUUAGAGUAGAAGAUUUAGCUUCAUAUACAGCUAUUGAUAGAUGGGUUCUUUAUGUCACCAGAAACAGUGUCAAGAAGCUACACCUUAGAAUUUUUAAUAUUGAUGAUCGUACCUAUACACUGCCUCCUUGUGUAUUUCACUGUUCAACCCUGACACAGUUGAAACUUGCUAGAUGUUCCUUUAAACCACCUGGUUCUUUUCGUGGCUUUCCCAAUCUUGUAACCCUUCGGUUGGCAUCAGUAACCUUUUCAGAGCGUUGUGUUAUCAAGGCCCCUCGUCUUGCUAAUUUGACCUUGAACUGUUGUGAUGGUAUGCAAUACCUAAACAUUGCUUCACCAGUGUUGAAGUCCUUGUAUGUUUGUUACCCUCACUCCUAUAUCGCGCUAAAUUGCUUCAUGAACUGCAAGAAUUUGAGAGAUUUAGGACUUGUGUUUUCCAAAGUGUUUGCUAAUCCAAAACAUGAUCAUAGAUCAACGUUGGUGAAACUUCUUGGUAGCUUGCCUGCACUUGAGGUACUCCUGUUGGAUUCACUUUUCAUUGAGCUUUUGUGUGCAGACGUAGUUCUAUCAACUGGUCCUCCUUUUAUGCUCAACUGUUUACGGAAGCUGUCCCUCUCUGUUGACUUUGGCAAAUUGGGUCAUAUUUCUUGCGUUCUACAAUUAAUUAAGUGUUCGCCCAAUUUGAAUGAACUUGAGAUUAGGGUCAAAGGUACCGAUGAUAAUGUUGAAGCAUUUGUGAAAUGUCUGAAGACGCCUGGCUGCUUGCAACUACCACUCAACAAGCUAGAGUAUGUGAGUUUCUAUGGUUUUGCAAGUCCAAACUGUGUAGAGGUUUUUGCUAUGCUAUUCAUUUUUCAGGCACCAUCUUUGCUAAGGAUUUUCAUUGAACAACCGAUAGGAACUAAAUCCAGUAAAGAAUUGAGUGGUUUACCCAGAGCUUCUCCUAAAGCUGAGCUAGUUAUAAGUUAAAUCGAUACAUUAUCUGAUUGUUGUCGAUAAGUUUAGCUAAUAUGUCACAAAUGUUGAUCCAGUUUUCUUCCAUAUUUACUGUUGGGAAAGUAUGACUGAUGGCAUUCCUGAUAUUCCAAUAUAUCUGAAUCUUCAUCUUUUGACAGUUGAGCUUGUUUUGGUCUCUAUAUCUAUAUACAUGAGGCCAACUAGUAAGAUUACUUUGUGAA